CAGACGCACGGAACGCGCAGCGGAGACGCGCUCAUUAAAGCUCUGACAGUCACACAGCUUCAGUCUUUUCUCAUUUCUCCAGGGUUUCUCUUCACAGAAAGUCUCAGUACAUUGAUCUCUGGAUAAAUGGAUGUGUAUGUGAUAGUGCUGUUCUGUCUGUGCGGCGUCCUGCAGGCUCAAGAGACAACAGAUCCGAUCUCACUGGAUGACUGUUGUAAAGAUGGUAAGGACAGAGGCCAGGAGUCUCAGGACUGCACGGGUCUGCCGCUCAUCUCAGAGUCCAUCACCUGCAGGAUAGCUCAGGAGCAAUGUUGUGCUGCAGUUCUUGAGGACAACAGCUGUACCACCGGCAUCAAUAUGGCAAAGGACCAGGGAAGCUGUGACGCCCUUUUAUCCAGCAGUACCUGCGAAACAAAGACGGCUAAGAUGUGUUGUGAAUGUUGUUUACUUGGCCGGGCGGCUCAAGAACGCGGGCUGUCGUGUGAUCUGAAUCUCCCGGUGGGUUAUCAGUGCGGUCAGGUGUCUCGGGCGUGUUGUGUCGACCGCUCACCAACCACUGAUGGAAACUCUACAGAGGAUGGACCUCCACCGAGUCCAGAGGACCAAUGCAAAGCUGCCGGAUGUUCCCAGCGUUGUCUUAACGGUGCGUGCGCCUGUUUCGAGGGAUACAAGUUCAAGGCUGAUGGAAAAACCUGUGAAGACAUCAAUGAAUGUUUGUUAGGCGCUCAUCAUUGUCAAAAUGGAGAGCGCUGUAUCAACACGAUGGGCUCGUAUCGCUGUCAGAGAGAGGCCAGCUGUGGAACGGGUUAUGAACUUACAGACAACAACAAAUGUGAAGACAUUAAUGAAUGUGAGAUUGGUUCUCAUAACUGCGGAGCCGGACUGGAAUGCCAGAAUACGGUCGGAUCUUUCCGGUGCCGACCGCGAGUGCAGUGUGGCGCGGGAUAUAUACAGGACGCCCUGGGGAGCUGCAUCGAUAUAAAUGAGUGUUUGAGCAUAACCGGACCGUGUCAGCCGGGUCAGACGUGCAUGAACACUGUCGGUUCAUACACGUGCCAGAGAAACGUUGUUAACUGCGGUCGCGGGUACCACCUGAACGCCGAAGGGACUCGCUGCGUAGAUACGGAUGAGUGUGCUGGGCCUGAUAAUACCUGCGACAAUCAUGGUUGCAUUAAUCUGAUGGGCUCGUACCGCUGUGAAUGCAGGGCUGGUUUCAUGUUUAACAGCAUCACCAGAGGCUGUGAAGACAUCAAUGAAUGCAGGCAUUAUCCUGGCCGCCUGUGUGCUCACAAGUGUGAGAAUAUUCUGGGGUCUUACAAGUGCAGCUGUACCACUGGCUUCAAACUGGCCAGCGAUGGACGAAACUGCGAUGACGUAAACGAAUGCGAGGCAAACCCCUGCAGUCAGGAGUGUGCAAACGUUUAUGGAUCCUAUCAGUGUUACUGUCGACGAGGUUAUCAGCUCAGUGAUGUGGAUGGGAUCACCUGUGAGGACAUUGAUGAAUGUGCUUUGCCCACCGGUGGACACAUCUGCUCCUAUCGAUGUCACAACACCCCGGGUAGCUUUCACUGCACGUGUCCUGUGAUCGGGUACACGCUCGCCCCUAACGGACGCAGCUGCCAGGAUAUUGACGAGUGUGUAACGGGUACACACACCUGUACAGAAGCCGAGAGCUGUUUCAAUGUUCAGGGUGGAUACAGGUGUCUGAAUUUCGAGUGUCCCGUCCACUACAGACGUUCAGGAGAAACCAGGCCAAGGGUCGAUCGUGCGGAUAUCACCCGGUGUGUGAAAUCAUGCCAACCUAAUGACAUCUCCUGCAUACUGAACCCCAUCCUUACCAUCUCUCACACGGCCAUCUCACUUCCCACUUUCAGAGAAUUCACCAAACCAGAAGAAAUCGUGUUUUUGAGGUCUCCCACACCUUCGUAUCUCCCUCACACGGACUCCAUGGAGAUCAUCUACGACAUUCUUGAUGGGAACGUCAACAAUGCCUUUGACAUCGUCAAGCGUCUGGAGCACGACAUGAUAGUGGGUGUUGUUCGACAGGUGAAGCCUCUGGUUGGGUCUCUGAGCACCGUGCUGAAGUUGGCCAUGAACUACGUCACCAACGGCGUUGUUUCUCACAGGAACAUCAUCAAUGUUCACAUCUUUGUGUCCGAGUUUUGGUUUUAAAAACGUUCCUUUAGCCUUUUCUAACAUUUUAGGUGUCCAUUUAUGAAAGCGUUACUACAUCUAUAAAUGUUACGGAAAACUAAAAUGUCCUCAUGUGGUUCUUUCUUCUGUGACGGACCAAAAAGCAGUAAAACGGCUUAUAUUUAGUCUGGUAGCUUUUUGUCGAAGAACGGGCCAAAGGUAUAUUUCAAAAGAUCAUUAAUCACUGAAAAUCUCUCGAUAGCAUCAUAUGUGGCCCUUUAGCCGAACGCAGACAGAGUUUUUCAUUCACAGGGAAAAGCUUUAAUACGAUUACUCCGUAAAUGGACACUUAAAAUCAAUCACUACAACUUUUUAACCAAACACAGACGUUUUAAAUGAAAAUGACAACAGGAACUUUGCAUGUUGGGACGGACGGCCCGCUGGAGUCGUCAUAUAUGUAAAUUAGUUGAAUGGAAAAUUAUUUGCUGCUCUAAAUGCUUUUAAAUGUAAAAUGAAAGCAUGUUUGCUUUUGUCUACUGGUUUCCUCUUUUGUUGACAGCGUUUCAACGAGCUAUAAUGCGAGACGUAAAUAAACACAAAUGAUUAUUGAUUUUAUGACUUAGCCAGCCUGAUCUCACGAGAAUUCGUACAUAUUUUACGCAUUGGCUAAUUCGUACGAAGUGAAUCGUGCAAAAACGUAACGAUUAUCAUAAAAACAAACAAAAUAAAACCCCACCCCUAACCCCAUCAUCACAGGGGAAAAGCAAAGUGGUCAUACAAAUUAGCCACCUCGUAAAAUACAUACAAAUUGUCAUGAGAUCGCAUUGGACUUAACACUGAUUGUAUACUUGUGUAGACACUCUGCAUUGCUAAAUGUAUUGUAUGUAUCACCGACUGUGUCAUUAAAAAUUAUUUUUAGA
Molecule: messenger RNA, 3053 nt
Organism: Misgurnus anguillicaudatus (oriental weatherfish)
Lineage: Eukaryota; Metazoa; Chordata; Actinopteri; Cypriniformes; Cobitidae
Source: RefSeq, a predicted model, not a curated record